AUGAUAAUAGAUAUAUCAGGCAAUGAAAUAGCAGAUAGUCUAGCCAAGGCAGGUGCAACUGAGGCCACUCCACCUCCAGUGUCUCUUACCUCCUCAGAGCUCUUCUCCAUUGCUAAAGCCAAAAAUAAAUCAGCAUGGCUCACUCCACCCAGUCACAAUUGGUACCAGGGUACCAGACCGGGUAGCUGUUUGACAGCUGACAAAGACCGUCAGUCUCAAACCGCCAUCACACGUCUCCGCUGUGGACACCUGAAAUCACUGAGAAUGGCUGCUAUACCAGAUUACUUUGAAGGUGAAAUUAAUCGAAUGAAUGAGUACAACUUGUACCUGAAACAGCAAAUUUGUGAUAUGGAGCCGAAAAUAAGUCAUUUACGGCAACCAUCAGAAGAAAUUUGCGAACAAAUAUUAGAUGAGUUUGAGAGAUCUCUUAGUGAUUUAAUGAAUGCAGGCAAUACAAAUUUGAAUGUAAUACAGCAAGAAUUGCAAAGAUUUACGGAUAUACAAGGCCGGCUUGAAAACGAGAUUGGAGAGAUUAAGAAUGAAGCAGAAAACGUGGAUCCCAUGAUAAUUGAACUCGCUGAAAUAAGAAUGGAAUUAUCUAUCAUGUCAGAUGACUUCCGCCUAGCACGUGUUAACAUACAUUCUCCUCCUCCUGCUUCUCCUCAAACCGAAGAGACUGAUAGAGUAAUUGAUCUGGAUCAAGCACCACCCCCACCUGCUAUCAGCAUACCAAGGGAAGAUCCUUUACCUCCCCCCGCUAUUGAUUUAGACAGAACGGUUGACCUGGAUGAAGUAGCUGCAUUAGACUUACGCCAACCUACUUCCAUCAUACAAAUAGAAGACCCUUUACCUCCCACUGAUAUUGAUUUAGAUAGAGUGGUUGAUCUGGAUGAAAUGGCUGUAUUAGACCUACGCCUACCUGCUUCCAGCAGACAAAGAGUACAACCUUCAUCGUCCCCUGAUAUGGAUUUAAGUAGAGUGAUUGAACUGGAUGAAGCAGCUACAUUAGACUUACGCCUACCUGCUUCCAGCUUACAAAGAGUAGACCGUUUACCUCCUCCUGCUCUUGAUUUAGAUAGAGCGAUUGAUCUGGAUGAAAUGGCCACAUUAGAGUUACGUCCACUUGCUUCUAGCAGUUACAGAGAUGACCGAUUACCUCUGCCAGCUAUUAGUUUAGGAAGAAGAGUUGAUCUGGGUGACUAUUCAUUACCUCAGCAGCCUGCUUUUAGUAGAAUAAUAGCAGAGGACAGAAUGUUUCAUUCCCUUGGCUAUGAAGGAGAUGAAAGCCAAGAUUAUUCGUAUGAAUCUUCUGGGUUAGAUGAAUAUCAGUUACCACCUCCUACAUUUGAUCAAAGUGGGAGAAUAGAGGACUUAUUACGAGAUAUUGAAGUACUGAAUCAGGAGAUAGAUUCAAGGAAUGAGGAGCUCGCUCGGCUUAGGCAACCACCACCAGCUUCUUACUACCAUUUAGGAAUCGAUUAUUUAACAGAUUCUUCUUCGUAAUCACCAAGAACUCCUUCUCCUCAAGGAUUCUCUUCGAAUCCACAAUUCAAUCGAACAUUGUAUUAUUAUAGACAAUCACCGUGACUUGAAUAAAGUGUAACCAAAUGAGUUUUAAU
Messenger RNA from Parasteatoda tepidariorum (common house spider), 1619 nucleotides. The record is from RefSeq and is a predicted model, not a curated record. Lineage: Eukaryota; Metazoa; Arthropoda; Arachnida; Araneae; Theridiidae.